Molecule: messenger RNA, 1194 nt
Organism: Pieris macdunnoughi
Lineage: Eukaryota; Metazoa; Arthropoda; Insecta; Lepidoptera; Pieridae
Source: the annotation of a GenBank genome assembly
AUGGCCUCCUUGAAGCGCAGAAAGAUGGGAGGUGUAGAAGUACCAGAGUUCGGGGAGCCAAUCACAAACCUGACAGUCCCCAUCGGCAGAGACGCGACGUUCAAGUGUAUUGUCGUCAAUUUGGGCAAUUACCGAGUGGGUUGGGUGAAAGCCGAUACAAAAGCGAUACAGGCAAUACAUGAGCACGUCAUUACACACAAUCAUCGGGUGUCCGUCUCCCACUCUGACCAUUCCACCUGGUACCUGCACAUCAAGAACGUACAAGAAGAAGACCGGGGUCAGUACAUGUGCCAGAUAAACACGGAUCCAAUGAAGAGUCAGAUGGGCUACUUAGAUGUGGUGAUACCUCCGGAUUUCAUACCAGAAGAGACAUCAGGUGACACAAUGGUCCCGGAAGGUGGAAUAGCUAGGGUGUCUUGUAAGGCACGGGGAAUCCCACCACCCAGGGUCAUGUGGAAACGAGAAGAUGGACAGGAUAUUGUUGUGAGGGACAGUAUCGGAGCAAAAACUAAAGUACAUACCUACCAAGGCGAGGUGUUGAAUUUGACCAAGAUAUCACGUUCCGAAAUGGGGACAUAUUUAUGUAUUGCCGGUAAUGGAGUACCGCCCACCGUCAGUAAGAGGAUCCACAUUAGUGUUCACUUUCACCCAGUGAUCCAAGUACCGAACCAGCUGGUGGGAGCGCCUCUCGGCACCGACGUCACCCUGGAGUGUUACGUCGAAUCCUCGCCCAAGUCCAUCAACUACUGGGUCAAAGAUCCAGGUGAAUUGAUUAUACCAUCUGAUCACCACGAGAUGACUGUCAGGCAGAAAUCCAUGUUCGAGGCUGAAAUGUCCAUGACCAUCAAGAAUAUUAGAAGGGAGGAUCUGGGCAGCUAUAUUUGUGUGGCUAAGAACUCCCUCGGUGACGUUGAAAGCAAGAUAAGGUUGUAUGAAAUCCCCGGCAACAACAGGCACAUUUUUAACUAUCCCGACGAGAGGACAACUUCAGACGACGAGUACGGCACUGAAAUAUACGACGAGGAUUUUGAGAAUAAAGUCGAUGAGAAAAGCAAUCGGGUGCCCGAUCGCGCAAAUAAAUGGUACGCAAACGAAGGUAAAAUCAUCCUGACAACACUCAACAACGCAGCCAUUUGUUCCACUACACUGACAAUUACGACUAUCUUCUUACGCUUAAUUAAAUUUCUCCUUUAA